Messenger RNA from Drosophila ficusphila, 1623 nucleotides. RefSeq lists its product as uncharacterized. Lineage: Eukaryota; Metazoa; Arthropoda; Insecta; Diptera; Drosophilidae. The transcript is spliced from 6 exons. The coding region runs from base 96 to 1535 and encodes 479 amino acids. The record is from RefSeq and is a predicted model, not a curated record.
AUAAAUCGAAGAAACCGUGAGACAUAAAGUUGUACCUUGGCAACGGAGUAAACAAGUUCAGUGAGGGAAUCUUACUUUCACAAAAUUAAUCUGCAAUGCGGAAAUUUAAGAGAAAAGUUUAUCGCGAAUAUGAAAAUUUUGUGCGACCUAAAACCCAUGUGGAGCCGGAGCCACCAAAGCCUAUUAAUUUAUCGAUUGAGGAUUUCAAUGCGCGCGGAGAAAUCGCCAAUCCCCGUGCUCCUUGUGUAGUUACUACCAUCGAUCCCGACUACAUUAAAGAUGCAAGCUUGCAGCGCUUGGCUAGAAAGUUUCGUAUGAAAACAGAUAUCCUACUCCUUAGGGAAAUUACACGCAAUCGGUUUAUGUACUAUGCCACGCAAGAACUGUUCCUGGACCGAAAAAGAGAAAAGGAGUACCAAGACAAUCUAUAUGCAAAGGCUGAGGAGUUCCACAAGUUUGCCGAGGAUUCUUUGAAGAAAAUGGAGGCGGAUGAGUUCAAGAAAAUGUUGGAGGCCCAAGAGAAGUUGAAGAAACUGAAAGAAAGCAAACUGGCCGAGGAGCUCAACGAGGUGAAGCUGGAGCACCAGCGGGUUCUAAUGGAAGUGCAGGAAGUCUAUGGUCGCUUUCAGUAUCUCCUCAAGCUGAUCAGCUACUUUGACGACACAGUGGAGGAGGAGGAAACCGAUGGGGAUGAUGACAACAAUAAGUUGGUCCUGCCGAAGGAGAUUAUUGCCAUGGAGAUCACCGAACGGAAUCCAGCAGGACUGGAGCAAGUGCGCCAAGUUCAGAACUACAUGGAAAAGAUAGUGCGUCCAUAUUUGGCCAAGAGGCAUCACUUAAAUGCUGAGAUCUGGAUUCGCGGCUACGAGAGGAACCGCUUGAAGGUUUCCAACUACAAUAGGCGAUUCACGCAGCUUGCACUUUUGAAUCACAUUGUGGGCAUCCUUCAUGACAAGUCUCAAAAGACUUACGAGCGUCAGGUGAAAGCCAAUGUGUUCCUCAAGGAUCCGGAGUUCCUGCAAAAGCGGGUGUCAGGACUCCAGGAACGGGCAAAGGGUUUACUGAAUGACUACGAACAAAGAUACUGCAAGGAUAAGUUAAACAUCAAACUUAACAGCAUUAUCCCAGUGAUUCUGAAGCAAAUCCAAAACAAAGUUCAGCCGGAGCAGAAGAAGGAGGUGGUGGAGGCACCACCUAAGCCGCCGCCACAAAAAUCAGCUAAGCAGUGGCGCACCUUAGAAAAUAUGCAACCCCCACCGCCGCCACCGAAGUCGACAUACGAAGACGAACAGGACACCACUCUGGCCAAAGUGGAGAAAAUCCAAGCACAUGUUCUGGAACUCUUGGCCAAGCUAGACCACAUAGAACCCAACAAGCUGCGAAGCGUCGAGCAACAAGUUCGCCGUCGCAUGGCAGCCGAGAAAGAUAUGUCUCGCCGGGCUUUGGUGAAACAAAACCGACUGCACAACUGGAUGGCUCAUUUCAAGAAGCACCAUAACCUGCAGGUGGAGCAGCGAUGGAAAAACAAGGUCUGAACUGGUCAACCAUAUUACCAACCAACAACCAAAUCAGUGAAUAAAAGUAUGAUCAAGACAUAAAUAAGAGUUAUUUUAAGCAACGAAA